Raphanus sativus (radish) is the source of this 687-nucleotide messenger RNA. RefSeq lists its product as uncharacterized. The transcript has a single exon. Bases 1 to 687 code for a protein of 228 amino acids. The record is from RefSeq and is a predicted model, not a curated record. Gene Ontology annotation, molecular function: DNA binding. NCBI's taxonomy places the organism in Eukaryota, Viridiplantae, Streptophyta, Magnoliopsida, Brassicales, Brassicaceae.
AUGGUGGAGGAAGCUGGAAAUCCCACCGAAAAAGAGGCAGAGCAAACUGAGCCUGAAAAAAAAGCUGCGGAUGCUGAAAUAAUGGUGGAGGAAGCUGGAAAUCCCACCGAAAAAGAGGCAGAGCAAACUGAGCCUGAAAAAGAAGCUGCGGAUGCUGAAAAAAUGGUGGAGAAAGCUGCAAAUCCCACCGAGCAAGUUGAGCCUGAAAAAGAGACUGCUGAAAAAAUGGUGGAGGAAGUAGAGAAGAAAAAAAAUGGUGAAAAAAGUCCCACCGAGAUACACUCUAAGCGCAUGCCUAAGGUGAAGGUCAUGGCAGUGAAGUAUGGCGUUCCCAGAUCUGCGACGUUAGAAAAAACCAGAGCUAAAGCUAUGGCUAAGAAAAGGGCUCAGAUUGCUGCUGCAGCUAGGAAGGCGAAGAAGGCUGAAAAGGCUGCUGCAGCUGAGACUGAUGGGGCUCCGACUGAUGGUGCAGCUAAGAAGAGGGGCAGACCAAGGAAGGCUGAGACUGAUGGGGCUCCGACUGAUGGUGCAGCUGAGAAGAGUAGCAGACCAAGUAAGGAAUCAGCUACUCUGGUAGCAUGUGCGCCAAGGGAGAAGAGAAAAUCUAAGUGGUUGCAGAGUCCCUUCACCGAGGGGAAGACUGAAGACAUUGAAGGGCCGACGAAAAAGUAUAAAACAAAGGCUUAG